CACACCUAUAUAUAUAUAUAGGUAUACACACUCAGCGAGAGAAACGGGACACGUCGAAACGUAACAGGACUAUGGACCUGAGCCUGAGAGAUGCUCUGGGUGGAGGCGGAGGUGGAGUCCCAGGUGGGGCCCCUGCUGAGGCCCUGCUGAAGAAGGACUUAAUAUCCUCAUUGGAGAAAGAGAGCUAUGAUGACAAGGUGGGAGAGACGGUCUCCAAGAGCGACUAUCGACCCUUGCUGGAUGGAAAGGACACCAAGAGCGGUCCAGGGAUGAUGUCAUCGGGCGGAUACCAAGACGCACCUGGACAGCCUGCCUUCAGCUCUGACAACCUGUCUGGCUUCUCUCAGUCUGGGACGGGAGGGACAAUGGGGUCCAGCCUGCCACCGUUUCAGACCAGUAUGAGCUCCCCUUUCGGCCAGUCUGGGAUUGGUCUAACUAUGGACACCCAGAAGAGUUCAGGCCUGUUUGGUGUGGAAAACAAAACCACCAGUAAUACCAGUGGAAGCAGUCCGUUUAAGACCAGUGAUCCAUUUUCUUCUGGUGGCCCAGGAAUCCACUCUAUGGAUUAUUCCACAGCUCCUGUCCUCUCUCCCAGCGGCUCAAUAGAUGACAUCAGUCCCACAUCCUCCGCCUCCGAAGAGAGCCCCGAGAGAGCAGGGCCGGGGGGCGAGUCUGGGAAGCAACAGCAGAGACGACGCAAGAAGAGGAGGAAGGGCCACGAUGAGGUCUACGACUUCUUGGGUAGCCAGGAGAAUAACAUCGGCCAAUCAGACAAGCAUGGGAUGCAGGAUAAGGGCGGACAGGAGGCUGAGGAUAAUGAAGACGAGGAGGAGAACUGGGAGUGGGAGAUCAGAGAGAGUGGAGGAGGGGGUAGAGUAAAAGGCAGGAAGACUAAGAGUCGGGCAAGACUUCCAGAGGAGUGGGGAGCGCCCCAGCAGCCCAUGUCUCCUACACCGGCUUCAGUUGCUCCUACCUGGGCUACAGCUGCUGACUCUGGUCCACCUGACUUCAAAGCUCCAAACUCCAACCCCAGCCCUGUUUUGCCCUCUGCCUCUGCACAAAUACCCACAAGUUUCACCAACCAUUCCCAUGCUAGCCUCGUAACAGAUUCGUCUCCAUGCUCCUACGAGCCCAUGUGUGUAGACGAUUUCCCUGCGGCCGCUAAAGACAGGCAAAAGGCAAACGAAGAGAAAGUUUCAACCAGCAAACCUGAAGCUAACGUUAGCGUAGUGGCUAGUGCAAGAACCACUGAGGGUAGUUUAGCUGGGGAUGUUAGUGGUAGUCUAGCAUUAAUGACAGGGGACAAUCUGAGUCCAGUUUCCCAGACCUUCUCUUUCCUCGAUUCAGUCCUCCAGACCCCUCAGGACUCCACCCCUGACUCACAGACCACCACCCCAAUCACCAACACCCCUUCCCUUGCUUCUGCUCCUCUGACAAAGUUCGCCCCGAAAGAAACCGCCAUUCCUGUUUCAGAAGUCUUUUCUGUACCCAAGAGCACCCCAGACCUCACUCCUACUUCCACAUUGUCCACCGUCCCAGCCGCAGUCACAUCGGCCCUCAGUGUCGACGCCAAGCCAUUUGUCCCCUCAGCCACGCCCCUUAGUUCAGCUCUUCCUUGUAAGAGUGAAGUCCCUCCCACCUCAUCAUCAGACACUCCCCCCACAAGUGUAGCCACACCCCUUAGCUCAGCCCUACACCCUCCCUCCAUCACCCCCACAGCCCCUCCCUCUCUCCCUGCACACUCAGAGCACCAGGAGUCCUCAUCGCCACAGCUCCCCCCACUGGAAGUGAAAUCUGACAACAAGGAGAAGCAGGAGAAGACAGAGACCCUGUCCGGUAAGACGGAGAAGAUCGACACCUUUGACAAGAAAGAGAAAGAGGAGCAGCAGAAGAAAGACAACGGGUCGGACAAGAACCAGAAGUCCGAGAAGAUCCUCAAAGACGAGGACAAGAUGGAGAAGAUGAACGCGGAGAAAAACAACAAGGCCAACGAGAAGGCGGAGAAGGUGGACAAGCCGGAGAAGACCGACAAAGACGAGAAGAAGGAGGAGGAGAAGAAACUGGCUGAGAAGAAAGAGGAGAAGGGAGGGAAAGGCAACGGCAAUGGAAACGGCAACGGCAGCAAGACCCUGCCAAGCCCUGACAGCAAGAGCAAGGCUGACCUUGGUCCAGACAAACCAACCUCCACCAAACCACGCCCGUCAUCUCUCUCCACCAAUGGUGAGGCCACCUCGGCCAAACAGCCCUCCCCCUCUACAGCCUCGACCAAUAAAAAAAGCCCUAUACCGAAGGAGACCACACCCACCGCUGCCAAGCGACCACCAACACCUGCUGGCUCCACCAAGACUCCAGAAAAUGGUGAGAAACGCCCAUCGGUUCCAAAGGCCACGCCCACACCACGUCCAGCUGCCAGUAAGAACGGCUCCUCUGCAACUGCUGCAAGCAAAACUGCAGCUAUCAAGAACGACAAGGCUGAGAGCAAGACGGGAGAGGCCAAGAAACCCAAGACUGCAGCUCGUCCUCGCCCGGCCUCCACCACCACUCCUGGCACUCCGGCUGCCUCCACUAACGGUGACACCAGCACCAGCCACCGCCGCCGGGUCAUCACCAAACCCCCCGUGCCCAAGCAGACCCCGAUGGAGAAGAAGCCGGCAGUGCCCCGUGCUCAUCGAACCCCCCGGCCUAUCAACGCCCCAACACCGGACCUGAAGAACGUCCGCUCCAAGAUCGGAUCCAUCGACAACAUCAAGUACCAGCCUGGCGGAGGAAAGGUCUCCUCCACCCCGACCAAGACAUCAGACCCCUGUGCCCCUGCGGCCAAGGCCAGAGUGCAGAUCCUGAGCAAGAAGGUGGAUGUGAGCAAGGUGACCUCCAAGUGCGGCUCCAAGGACAACAUCAAACACAAGCCAGGUGGUGGUGAUGUGAAGAUCGAGUCCCAUAAGCUUAAUAUCAAGGCGAAGUCUAAGAUUGGAUCCAUGGACAAUGUGGGGCCGGGCAGCACACAGACCAACGGACACAAGGAUGAGAAAGCAGAGGAGAAGACAUCUUCACCCCCAAGUGGCGCUCCAACAGGACCAGCAGGUGUUGCUAAGGCAACAGCACCAGGAGCUGUUGCUAAGGAGAAUGGGGUGAAGGAGUCCACACCCACUCCCUUUGGGGGAGAUGGACUGAGGGAGCCCCUUAGCAUAGACAAGCGCAUCACUGAGACAAAUUGAGUCCCAGUGACCUGUAGAUUUUGGUGGGACAUGCAUGGCGCUCGCCGACCUGCCAAUCAACAGACCAACCAACCUACCACAGCGCAGUCACUUCCCUCCGGCCCUUCAUCUCGCCCACCGCUGCACCAAACUGAACGAUCGCCUCUCAGUGUUUCUCUCGGGUCUGCUUGCCGGCUUCCUGCUACCAACCCUGACCUUUGACCUCUCGACAUCCUCGGGUUGACCUUUGGCCUUGCCUAUAACAGAGAAGAGCACUUGCUGUUUGUCUGUGUUUCUCUGUGUGGGGUUCCACCAGCUUCAUGGCUGAUAAAAUUCCCUUGUAAGCACUGAUUUAGAGGACACCAUCCCCAAAUCUAACAACCCCAACGCAAUAAACCCACUCUCAUAGUCCAUGCUGUAUUGACUAUAUUGAGCAUAGCCAGGUUUUUCAUAGAAUAAUCACUGUUUAAACACAUGUACUUGUGGCCCAAACACCCUCACAACUCACAACUUUACUCUGGUCCAGCUUUCACAGUUCAAAACCACUUACAUCUUUCAACCUCAACCUAUGCUAAUGCUACUUUUUGCCCCACCUCCAUUCCCGGCCCGUGCCCAUUUAGCCCUAGACCACACUAACCAGCUGAGGGCUUGGCAGCCAGCAGCGGGGCAAAGACUGUCAAGUCUGCUUUAGAUCAACACAUUCCAGCCUCCCAGCCAACCAGCAAUCAUGUCCAAAUCUACAGUAUCCCCAGCACUGCACAGUGUGUCACUAUAGAUCAUUCAAAUAUUAUCGCCUAUUACUUCUCUUAUCGUAUCAUUUCACCAGUUUGUCUCCUUCACAUUUAUUAUAAUAAUGCUUAUGCAGAGUAGAGUAGAUACAGCUGAAGACAUUUGGAUCUAGAUCUAAAGGCGGAUUUCAAAGUCAGUGCAGAAAGUGAUGGGACGUCAGAUAAUUCCUAUGGUAUGUUUCAAAAAAAGAUGCAUUCAUUGACAGUGACUUUAAAGGCUAUAAUAAAGCAGAUGUGUUUGUGAUUAGUGCAUGAUAAUCAUCAAGGAAGGCGUAGAGUGAUUGGGGAUCUCUUUUGCUUCUCUAAGUAGCCUUAUAAGGAUUUGGCGCUGAUCACAGGUAUUUGAUAUUGAAGUUGAGAUUUUUUAAAGUUAAGAUGACAGUGUUUGACCUUGGAGGAGUGAACACAAAUUCAGGCUGAGGGAGUGAUUCUGAACAGGAGUAUUUAACACUGUAUGAUGAGUGUUAAAUCUUGCAGUUAAACUGCGGAGCUGCUGCACCUUUUAGUCAAGUAAUGUGAAAGCAUUAAUGCAAUAUAUAAAAUAUAUAAUAUCGUAUGUAGCACUUUUCUUCUUGCAGACAGUGUUAACCAUCAUGUCACAAGCUGCUGUUUAAAGGCCAGAGCUCAACACCACUUAAAAAUGGUGAAAUCUAAUGGCAAAAAUCACUUAAUUUCAAUGGAAUCACCACAAUUAGUGGUUUCUCUCACGGGGGUGAAGUGAAAUGGUGCAGAUUUUUCACCUUCAGUGAAACUUUGGUGAAGCCUCAAAUUUGCACCACUGGCCAGUAGAAAGCCUCUAAACAGUGCUGACAUUUGAGGGAUCAGAAAGCAGAGGAGUCCAAAAUGGCAAAAGCAAUUUUUUUAAAUCCAUUUUUAUUUAAACCCCU
Messenger RNA from Seriola dumerili (greater amberjack), 4869 nucleotides. RefSeq names its product microtubule-associated protein 4-like. Gene Ontology annotation, cellular component: neuron projection. The transcript has 15 exons. The coding region runs from base 72 to 3215 and encodes 1047 amino acids. Gene Ontology annotation, molecular function: microtubule binding. NCBI's taxonomy places the organism in Eukaryota, Metazoa, Chordata, Actinopteri, Carangiformes, Carangidae. The record is from RefSeq and is a predicted model, not a curated record. Gene Ontology annotation, biological process: microtubule cytoskeleton organization; neuron projection development.